AUGCGACAUCCCGACAUACGUUGGAUCACGAAAAAGGGAGCGCCGGGCCACGGUGUCGACUUUUUUUGGGAGGGGUCGAAGUAUAGGACGGCGGAGGUGAUGGACUGCGUGGUGUUCGGCGGCGGCGGCCUCUCCUUCCCCGCGCACCUUGGCGCGUUGCGAGCGCUGGAGGAGGCCGGCGUGACCCCCAAGACGUACGCGGGUGCCAGCUGCGGUGCGAACGUGGCGGCGCUACGAGUAGCGGGGUAUAUGCCGGAGGAGCUCCACGAGGCGCAGAAGAAGGUGGGAGGCAUGGCGGAGGUGGAGGGACUCCUAAGAGCCCGCACGGGGAAGGAUCGUCCCACGUUCGAGGACGUGAGCGGCGCGACUGGCAGCGAUCUGUCGGUGAGCACGUACUGCCUGACGACGGGCAGGACGCGGAGGUUCAGCACGUCGACGGACCCGGGCCUCGGGCUCGUGGACGUAUUGAGGGCUUCGUGCUCAGUACCGCUGUGGAACCCGCCCGUGGAGAUCGACGGAUCGGCCUACCUGGACGGAGGGGUGCUGGAGCGGCUGCCGAUGUUGGAUCGGGGAGAUCCGAGCCGGACUCUGGGGCUGGAGUUGACGUCGGGGGACGGAGGCGGGACGGACGUGGGCGCCAUCUUCGAUCGGAUCGCGCAGCACCUGAACGAGGCGAACGAGAGGGAGUUUUCGGAGCGAGACUACGGUGACUCCGUGCUGAGGCUGUUGGACGGUGCGUCUCUGCCCGAGAGGGGCGCGGAGAGGGCGGACGAGAUGUUCAGGGUGGGGUUCGAGAGGACGAAGGAGUACUUGUUGCGGAAGGCGGAGGCGGCGAUGCGCGGAGACGAGACGGCCGAUCAACACGCGCCCUGA
Messenger RNA from Klebsormidium nitens, 873 nucleotides. The record is from the annotation of a GenBank genome assembly. NCBI's taxonomy places the organism in Eukaryota, Viridiplantae, Streptophyta, Klebsormidiophyceae, Klebsormidiales, Klebsormidiaceae.